This is a messenger RNA of Podarcis raffonei (Aeolian wall lizard), 3929 nucleotides long. RefSeq names its product GA binding protein transcription factor subunit beta 1 (gene GABPB1). Gene Ontology annotation, cellular component: nucleus. The transcript is spliced from 9 exons. The record is from RefSeq and is a predicted model, not a curated record. Gene Ontology annotation, biological process: positive regulation of transcription by RNA polymerase II. The coding region runs from base 373 to 1560 and encodes 395 amino acids. Gene Ontology annotation, molecular function: protein binding; transcription cis-regulatory region binding. Lineage: Eukaryota; Metazoa; Chordata; Lepidosauria; Squamata; Lacertidae.
CCGCUUCCCCCCUCUUUUGUCCACCGACCGUUUGUGCGGUAAAAUAAUCCCGCGCCCCGAUGAGGGCCAAAGCGCCCCCUCCGGUUCGCAAGCUCGGGGGCGCGGCCCCCUCCCCGUUUCCACAAGGGGAGGGUAUUCCUCAGGAGAGGCGCCUCAGCGCGGCCAAAGUGGGUCCUCGACGCUGGCUCCCCCGCCCCCUCGGGCCUCUCCUCCUUCCUCGCUCCUCACCAGAGCGGCCGCCUGUGUCCUUCCGCCGAGCGCGCGCGGGGACUUUUUUGUGGGGCUUUUGGGCGCCUAUGAGAAGCGGCGGCGGCCUUGGGCGCCCCUGCUCGUCGUGCUCGUGGGCGGCGGCGGCCGGGCGCGGGCAGCACGAUGUCCCUGGUAGAUUUGGGAAAGAAGCUUUUAGAAGCUGCACGAGCAGGACAAGAUGACGAAGUUCGCAUUUUGAUGGCCAAUGGUGCACCUUUUACUACAGACUGGUUGGGAACGUCUCCUCUUCAUCUAGCAGCACAAUAUGGGCACUAUUCUACCACCGAAGUGUUGCUUCGAGCGGGUGUAAGUCGGGAUGCCAGGACCAAAGUGGACAGAACUCCAUUACAUAUGGCAGCUUCUGAAGGCCAUGCAAGCAUAGUAGAAGUGUUACUUAAGCAUGGCGCUGACGUAAAUGCAAAGGACAUGCUGAAGAUGACUGCUCUUCAUUGGGCUACAGAACACAAUCACCAAGAAGUAGUGGAACUCUUAGUAAAAUAUGGAGCAGAUGUCCAUACGCAAAGUAAAUUUUGCAAAACAGCAUUUGACAUCGCUGUGGACAAUGGGUUUGAAGACCUGGCAGAAAUAUUACAGAUUGCAAUGCAGAACCAAAUCAACACAAACCCAGAAAGUCCCGACACUGUGACGAUACAUGCAGCAACGCCUCAGUUCAUCAUUGGACCUGGCGGGGUAGUGAACCUAACAGGUCUGGUAUCUUCUGCAAAUACAUCAUAUACAUCAGAUGAUACAGGAGUGUCUGCUGUCCAGUUCGGUAAUUCCUCAACUUCAGUACUAGCAACUUUGGCUGCCUUAGCAGAAGCUUCAGCUCCAUUGUCCAACUCUUCAGAAACGCCAGUUGUGGCUACAGAAGAAGUAGUGACUGCAGAAUCUGUGGAUGGUGCAAUUCAGCAAGUUGUCAGUUCCGGAGGUCAACAGGUUAUUACCAUAGUAACUGAUGGGAUUCAGCUUGGAAACCUCCAUUCCAUUCCAACUAGUGGAAUGGGUCAGCCCAUUAUUGUGACCAUGCCAGACGGGCAACAAGUCCUUACAGUACCAGCGACUGACAUUGCUGAAGAAACGGUGAUCAGUGAAGAGCCUCCAGUCAAGAGACAGUGUAUUGAGAUAGUUGAAAAUCGGGUGGAGUCUGCAGAAAUAGAAGAAAGAGAAACUUUACAGAAGCAGCUGGAUGAGGCAAAUCGAGAAGCGCAGAAGUACCGCCAGCAGCUUCUCAAGAAAGAGCAGGAGGCAGAAGCCUAUAGGCAGAAGUUGGAGGCAAUGACCCGCCUCCAGACUAACAAAGAAGCUGUCUGAAUGGUUGAAGCGAGCAUUCUGUCAAGCCAGUUUUGGAAAACAGCAGUACAAUCUGGACCUGCAUGUCGCAUCAGCCGCAGCCCCGGGAUUAUAUGCUAGAGAAGAUUGAAACUGGACUUAAGCCAUGAGUUCUGGUGAAUUUCUUGUAUAAUAAGUAAACUCAGAAUUUAGACAUUUUGUGCAAAAAAGAAAAAAAAUAUUUAAAAAGAAAUACUGUAAAUAGUUGUUUUUUUACAGUUCCAAAAUUAGUUGCUGAAUCUUUUUGAAGGGAUCCACAAACAUGCAAAGGCAAUGUUUUUGAGACCUUUUUGAUUUUAGUACAAAACUGCUGAAAUACAGAACAGUUUUAAGGGUGAUAACUGUUGAUUUGAACUGACGGUGUGAAAAUGAAUUAUGUGAUGGAACCAGUCCCGAAGGCUAGCAACUUAGACUUCUGAGUUCAUACAUCUCCUCAUGGAAAUCCUUUGUACAGCUUUAAGUAGUUGUCCAGAGUCUCUGAACCCUGCCCCUCCCUUUUUUAUUUAGAAAAAGUGUAAUUUUUUAUAUUUAAUUACUGUUAUAUUCAAGUAGAUUGACAUGUAUAUGAAGCUGAUAUUUUUUAAACUCUUCAGUUUGUACAUAUGCUGCAUGUUUAUAUCUAUAUAUAUAUCUAUAUAUAGGUAUAUAGAUAUAUAAUUUCUACAUACAACUUACAGAAGUAUUUUUCAGGAAAGAAGAGCGAAAAUUAUGAGAAAAAAUGUCUAAUCUAUAGGUCAUGGGUGGGGAGACAGAAGCAAGCUGGUGGUUUGUUGUUGUUUUAUGCGAGUCCCAUUUCUUUAUGAAAUGUAACUUGAGAGAAGAGAAAGAAAACCAAGACAGGUUUGUAUGUAAACCAGCCUUCACGCCAACCUGGUGCCUUCGGAUUGUUUUUGGAUCACAACUCCUAUCACUGCCAGCCAGCUUGACUGUGCUACUUGGGGCUGAUGGGAGUUGUAGUUCAGAAACAUACUGAGGUCACCAGGUUGGCAUGAAGGCUGAUGUAAUAUAUGGAUUAUUUGAAAUGUAUUCUACGCGGAGCAUGAAAUCACAUUUCUAGCGUGUCUAGCAAAUCUGGGCCACAAAUCCACAGGUGGAGACCAAGUUGCAAAGCAGUCCAGUUAACUUUCCCUCUCCUCCUAUGCUGCCACCUUAACUUUGCAGGCUCUUAACUUUGCUUCACUUCCAAGCAUUACAAAGAAGGUGGCUGCGAUUGUUCUUUGCGAUGGGUGGAGAGGGGUUGCAGAGUCCACUUUAAAGAAUCUAUAGGUGAAUGACACAGAGCUGUACAGUAUAACAUGAUUCUUAUCGACCAAAAGCAAACGCGAACGAGCUGAGCUCAUUGAAAACAUUUGACGAUAUCUAUGCAUGCAGGUGUCUCUAUAGCAAAAGGUGGUAUCGCAUGAGCUGCACAAAUUUCCCAAGAGGGUGGAGUUAUUUGACAGGAAGGAGUCCAGAUUUACAACAGCAUAUAGCAAUUCACUUAUUUGUGUGUAACACGGGCACAGAAGGAACUUGGCUCAAGCUGAACUCGAGCUAUUGCCUAUCUGGUUCAGCAAGAGCAUAGAGGUUGCGCAGUGGAGGAGAAAAGGUUAAACUGGAACCAUAGCGAGAGCUGCUGCCCACACUGCAACCUCUCCUCGCUCCGCUCUCGUCUUUCAGGACCGUGACUUUCUUGUAAUAACAGUAUAAAGAAAUAUAGGAACGCUGGGUGCAAUAGCAGGGCUCUUCUCCUCUGCAAGCCCCUUCAAAUUAACGCAAGAAUGCAGAGGAUGGAACUCUUGAGCAGCUUGGAUUCACUUUCCGUAGAAACCACACAGGUGAAGCCCGCAAAUUCUUUCAUUCCCUCUGCUCCACCACUCUUGCGAUCUCUGCUGUUGCUUGUUUCAGUGGAGCUUGCAAAGGGAAACUUUUGAAUUCGGAUUUCUUCACUUAAGAUCUACAGUUGAGCAACAACAUAAAUAUAUACGAUGAGUUGAUACUGUUGUUGCCUACAGUUAUUUCUGAUGGCUAGGAUUAUGUUUGAAUUUGUGCGGUCCUCAAAGAUACAUAGCACUUCCAGUGUACAACACUGUAUCUUUUUGAAGCUUUGUAAUACCAAGAAAUAGGUGGCAGCCCUAAAUCACUAUUACGUUUGAGAAUAUCGGAGUGUUGUCACAACCUUGGGAAGGAAUCAGCACUUGGUCCCAGGAACUGGGGUUGAAGGGGAAAUAGAUGUAAUCUCACAUACCAAGGACCUCACAACUCAAGUCUGCUUUACACAUGCAGCAAGAAUGAGAGGUAGAACAGACUGUACCACUUCUGGUUGCAGGUGGAGACUGUCAUUUUUUUAAUGUUCCCUCGUGCUUUUUUUA